CUGAGCCGGGAGGGUAGUUUGGCCGACCAAUUGCUGGAAGUCGAAGGGCUGGCGAAGCAUUUUCGGGGCGGCGGUAACUGGAUUAACCGUGGCGGGGAUUCCAUACGCGCAGUGGAUGGCGUCAGCUUUUCCGUAGGAGAGGGCGAAACAUUCGCCCUGGUGGGCGAGAGCGGCUGCGGAAAGACUACCGUAGCCAAGAUGAUUUUGCUCCUGGAACGCCCGACUUGGGGAACCAUUAAAUUCCAGGGAGAAGACGUCAGCCGCUUCAGGGGAAGCGGGUUGCGGGAAUACAAACGCCUGGUGCAGGCGGUGUUUCAGGACCCGUACAGUUCCCUCAACCCGCGAAUGCAGGUUCUGGACAUUAUCGGUGAACCCCUGCGUGUCCACCAGAAGCUGCGCGGGCGAAACCUGCGUAUGCGGGUGGGCGAACUGCUGGAAAACGUGGGACUGAAUCCCGUGACGGCCACUUUCUUCCCUCACCAGUUUAGCGGAGGACAGCGCCAGCGUAUUGCCAUUGCUCGCGCCCUGGCCCUCCGGCCUAACCUGAUUGUGCUGGACGAGCCCGUUUCGGGCCUGGAUGUUUCUAUCAGGGCGCAGAUUCUCAACUUGCUGGUGCAGCUGCAGCGCGACCUGGGCCUGAGCUACCUGCUCAUAUCCCACGAUUUGGCCAUCGUCGAGCACAUGAGCCAUAGGGUGGGCGUUAUGUACGUGGGCAAGAUGGUGGAACUGGCAACCAGGGAUGAAUUCUACGGAAAUACCCUGCAUCCUUACAGCAAUGCGCUGCUUGCGUCCGUCCCCCAACCAGACCCGGACAUCCCCAUGGGGACUACCAUAACUGGCGAAGUGGCCAGCCCCAUCAAUCCACCUAGCGGAUGCCGGUUCCAUACCCGUUGCCCGAUUUACCUGGAGACAGACAUGUGCCGCGAAGUGGAACCUGAAUGGCGGGAAGUGCUCACCGACCAUCUAACGGCCUGCCACAAGGUUGAGCCGGCGGUUGUCUGA
This is a messenger RNA of Geodia barretti, 1002 nucleotides long. The record is from the annotation of a GenBank genome assembly. Lineage: Eukaryota; Metazoa; Porifera; Demospongiae; Tetractinellida; Geodiidae.